UAGUGCCGCUGGGACCGUUGGCAGGAGCGGGUGUCAGUAGCUGCUGAGCCUCGGGAGCUCUGAGCCCUCCGGUUCGAAGAGCAGAGCGCGCGGACUGGUCAGCAUGUCGCGUUACGGGCGGUACGGAGGAGAAACGAAGGUGUAUGUUGGUAACCUGGGAACGGGUGCCGGCAAAGGAGAGUUAGAAAGGGCUUUCAGCUAUUAUGGUCCUUUAAGAACUGUAUGGAUUGCAAGAAAUCCCCCAGGAUUUGCUUUUGUGGAAUUUGAAGAUCCUAGAGAUGCCGAAGAUGCAGUACGAGGACUGGAUGGAAAAGUGAUUUGUGGUUCCCGAGUGAGGGUUGAAUUAUCAACGGGUAUGCCUCGGAGAUCACGCUUUGAUAGACCACCUGCCCGUCGUCCCUUUGAUCCCAAUGAUAGAUGCUAUGAGUGUGGCGAAAAGGGACAUUAUGCUUAUGAUUGUCAUCGCUAUAGCAGAAGAAGAAGAAGCAGGUCACGGUCUAGAUCACAUUCUCGAUCCAGAGGAAGGCGCUAUUCUCGCUCCCGCAGCAGGAGCAGAGGGCGGAGGUCAAGAUCGGCAUCUCCUCGACGAUCAAGGUCUGUGUCUCUUCGUCGAUCAAGAUCGGCCUCGCUCAGAAGAUCUAGAUCUGGUUCGAUAAAAGGAUCGAGAUCCCGGUCCAGGUCAAGAUCAAGAUCUAGGUCUCUUUCACGACCAAGAAGCAGCCGGUCAAAGUCCAGAUCUCCAUCUCCAAAAAGAAGUCGCUCCCCAUCAGGAAGUCCACGCAGAAGUGCAAGUCCUGAGAGAAUGGACUGAAGUUCUCAAGUUCAUCCUUUAGGGAAAAGUUAUUUUGUUUACAUUAUUAUAAGGGAUUUGUGAUGUCUGUAAAGUGUAACUUAGAAAGGAUAUUUCAACCAUCUAAUCAAAAUGGAUCUGGAUUAUUACUGUGUAAAUUCAUGGCAGUAAAAUAAUAUAAAUUUUUGUUGAAUGUAUUAACAUCUUAUGGUCUAAAAUGUGGGGUUUUAUUUGGCACAUUUAAAUAAAAAGUUUCUAAUAGACUUUUGAUUUGUGGUCAAUAUUAACACUUCUUGAGUUGGUAAACGUGAGGAGACAGACUUAAGUUGUCACUAGCCACAUUCAUGCAGACCCACAUUCAGAGUUUAAUGACAUUGGUUAAAUCUUGAACAUAAACUGUUCCUUACACACACACUAGGCUGGGAUCUUAAGGGAUGUCAGAAAUUCCAUUUUACCCUUGUAGCAUUGAGUAAGAUGAUUUUGAGUCCCGUAUAAUAGCAUGGUUAUGACAGAUCCCUAAAUUUAUUUGAAGUCAGUGUUACUGGAUACUGUCACCUAAUCAGUCUAGGGGGACCACUGAUUUGCCUAUAAAUAAGUACGACAAGAACAAAGCAAAACUUAACUAAAUGUGAUAUAAAGUGAGAAACUGAUUUGUGGAGGCUUUAGUAGCUAAUGUUUUCAGGCUUUUGGGUGGGGUGGUUUCUACUGUUCUUUUGUUUCUUUGUUCUCAGAUAUUUUAAUACCAAAACAAAUGCAUGUGUGAGGAAUUGUCUGAAUUUGGAACAAAAUACUGUAAACCAGCUUUGCAAAAUUUUCUAGCCCAGAUAUACUCAAUCCCUUUAAGUGGAUUGCCUUUUUCUGUUGAAAGGCCUGUUCUAUCCAGGCUAAAAUGUUUUGUUUUGUCUUUUUUGAGUCAGACCCUGUCUGUGUAGUUCAGGCUGGCCUUGAAGUCACUAGGUAGCCCCUGCUUACCUUGAACUCUCAGGCAGUCCUCCCUCAGCUUCCUGGGCGGGAUUAUAGGUGUGCACCACCACACCCAGCUCCAAACUUAAGUUUUACAGUUCCCAACAACCAUUCUGUUUUGCCAAGCUGGUACAAAGAAAAGUAAUUGAAGAUGUUAACCAGAAAUGUUAAUGAGACUUAGCAGUUUUGUAAAUCUCACAUAUUUAGCAAUAUUUCAUGUAGCUAAUUUUUUUUAGUAGUAUCUCUUAGAUCGUAGAGUGUUAAUAGCCAGUAGGUUCUUAGUCAAUUUAAAUAUUAAGUAUAAUAGGGCAGUAAAACAGUCGUGAGGAUUUCUGGAAAUGCUUUCAUCAGUAUUACUCAGCUCAGAAUGCUGGUGACCCAAGAAUCUGCCCUUGUCUAUUUUGUAGGCUUUUAACAGUCAUUAGAUAGUAUUGGAAUUUGGGAAUCCUGGUCUGCCUCAUUUAUUUGAUGGUCUUGAGUGACCACUAGUAUGUUGGGAAUUACUUGGAUUCUUUACCUUUGGAAUUUUGACAACUGGUUAAAUUAACAAAGUUGGUAUAAAGCUAUGUGUGAUUGGCAGGCUUAUCUGUUGCGCUUGGUUAGCUUUGUUAUGUAUUCUAUAAAGUUAAAUUUAUUCAACAAUAAAUCUGCAGAGAUUG
This is a messenger RNA of Octodon degus (degu), 2412 nucleotides long. It is a transcript of the gene Srsf7, whose product is annotated as serine and arginine rich splicing factor 7. The record is from RefSeq and is a predicted model, not a curated record. Gene Ontology annotation, biological process: mRNA splicing, via spliceosome. Lineage: Eukaryota; Metazoa; Chordata; Mammalia; Rodentia; Octodontidae. Gene Ontology annotation, molecular function: zinc ion binding; RNA binding. Gene Ontology annotation, cellular component: nuclear speck. The transcript has 8 exons. The coding region runs from base 104 to 811 and encodes 235 amino acids.